CGCCGAUCUGCAAGUCAAGGUCUCAGGGUGUGAGCUUGUAUUACAUAUGUCAUAGAAACCUUAGACUUGGGGCGGGGGCCAAAACAGUUUUGCUGUCGACGCGACAAUCUCGGGGCAAGCAUGGAACAGCCAGUACCGAGAUCCCCAGAAUCAGAGGGAAAACGGCGAAUCCAAGAGGAGGACGAAGAAGAAUGGAUCGGCCCUAUGCCAAUAGAAGCCGUCAAGCCUAAGAAAAGAAAAGUUCUUGAGUUUGAGGAUACAUUUCUGAAAAAUCUACCCUCGGCUGAGCUGUACGAAAAGAGCUACAUGCAUAGAGAUGUCAUUACACACAUUGCAGUCAGCAAGACAGAGUACAUCAUCACGGCAAGCUGCGAUGGUCAUGUGAAGUUCUGGAAAAAACAAGAUCUUGGCAUCGAGUUUGUCAAACAUUUCAGAGCACAUCUCGGACGAAUAGGGAGCAUAUCAGUCAGUGUGGAUGGCACGUUACUCUGUACUGUAGCUGAUGACAAAUCUAUGAAAAUAUUUGAUGUCGUAAAUUUUGAUAUGAUCAACAUGAUGAAGAUUGAUUACGUGCCCGGAUGUUGCGAGUGGAUUUUUCGGUCUGGUGAUGCUAUUCCUGCAUUGGCAUGUUCGGACAAAGCGUCAGGUAACAUUCACAUCUACGACGGCCGGUCAAGCAGUGUGGCUGUCCACACCCUCAGCUCGUUGCAUAGUUGUCCUGUCAUCGGAAUGAAGUAUAACCCUAUCUUUGAAGUGGUGCUGUCGGUAGACAAACAGGGCCUCGUCGAGUACUGGACAGGCCCUAAGAAAGACUUCAAAUUCCCGACACAAGUUGCCUUCCAGUAUAAGACGGACACAGAUCUCUAUGAGUUCGUCAAGUGCAAGACGUUGCCAAUGGGACUCACAUUUUCACCCAAUGGAAAGCUAUUUGCUACUCUUGCCAAAGACAGAAAGGUUCGGGUUUUCAAGUUUUUGACGGGCAAGCUGAUGCGGGUCUUUGACGAGUCCCUGCAGACAUUCAGCGAACUGCAGCAGAUGCGACAACAGCUGCCUGACAUGGAGUUUGGACGUCGCAUGGCUGCCGAGAGGGACUUGCAGAAAUCAGAUGCCUUCUCCUUGGCAAACAUCGUUUUUGAUGAGACAGGCAACUUUGUUCUGUAUGCUACCAUGCUUGGUAUUAAGACCCUCAACCUCUACAGCAACAAAUGCCCCAGGAUGCUGGGCAAGCCAGAGAACAUCCGCUUCUUACAGCUUGCCCUCCACCAAGGCGUUAGUAAACCCAGCAAGGCUGCCCUCUCAGUGGAGAUGCAGGCCUCGGACAACCCCACCCUCGUCAAUGUGACCUCUGACCCCACGCUGGUCUGCACCGCCUUCAAGAAGAACCGCUUCUAUCUGUUUUCUGUCCGGGAACCAGAGGAUGCCAAAAGCGCUGAGGCCGAACGUGACGUUUUCAAUGAGAAGCCUUCAAAAGAAGAACAAAUGGCAGCAACACAGGGUACAACAUCCCAGAGGUUAUCGAGUCAAGCCUGCAUACACACGUCGAUGGGAGAUAUCACGAUUCAACUCUUCUCCAAAGAAUGUCCAAAGACAGUGGAGAACUUCUGCGUGCACAGCAGGAACGGUUACUACAACGGACACACCUUCCAUCGUGUCAUCAAAGGCUUUAUGAUUCAAACCGGCGACCCGCUAGGGAACGGCACAGGUGGUGAGUCUAUCUGGGGUGGUGAGUUUGCUGAUGAAUUUCACCCUACAUUACGACACAAUGAACCUUACACACUCAGCAUGGCCAACGCAGGACCCAACACUAACGGAUCACAGUUCUUCAUUACGGUCGUACCUUGUCCUUGGUUGGACAAUAAGCACACCGUGUUUGGCCGUGUCACCAGGGGUAUGGACGUAACGCAGAAGAUCAGCGAAGUCAAGACCUAUUCCAAGACGGACAAGCCCCUUGAUGAGAUCAAGAUAAUCAGCAUCAGCGUCAAGUAGCUUUCGCUGGAGUAGACUCUGCCCCGAGAGAACUUGCUCUGAGGAAGCCCCUUUGAAGUUCGCUGUAAAGCAGUGGGUCUUGAGUUCUACCAGCCUUCCUUAACAUAUCUUGCUUAGUUUUGUUGAAACUUUGAGAGGAAGUUGUGAGAAAUUGACUGGAGCUGAGGUACUUUGUGUUGGCCGUUUUGCCAAAAGCGAGGCUAGAUUGGAAUUUAUGGACUCCAAUGUUUUCAGUUUCACUUUGCAAAUGGAUGAAGUAGAGCUUUUUUUGGCCUUCCAAAUGGAAAUGCUCAAAUAAAAAUACUAGUCUUUCCACUUCUUGUUACAUAUCAGUGCUCAGUCCUGGUGAAAAUGUCCUUUGUUAUAAAAAAUCCUACCUCUUUUGGGGUUGGUCAGUAAUUUUGAUUGGGCCACUUUUCUCUGUGAGGAACAACAUGCCAAUCACUGUCAGAGCAGGAUGUUUGUGCGGCAUUUACCAGUAGCUAACAUUCACUAAAUCAACGGCAAGCUGAUUCUGUGACGCAAUGAAUAUGUAUGAGGUCAGAAUCUGAUGCUGGGAUUGGAUGAAAGUUCUGGACUCAUGCACGCAGGUUCGCUCAUCGCCUGCGCCCGAACAAGGUACUGAGAAGGGCAGAUGGCCUGACACUUUGCCCGUGCCAAAGCAUUGCCAUUGACGAACCCAAAAAAUUAAUUCAUGCUUCGCUAACAGGAAGUGAUAAACUCGUGGUCGCAGGUCGUGCACAAUGUAGCCAAUCACACUGCAAAGCAAUCAGCCCUUCACAGUGCCUAUUCGGGUGCUGGGCGACGAGCGAACCACACAGGUUCGCAGUACUGGCUGCAGUCACUGUUUAUCAGGUCAUUUGUGCCUGCCCAUUCAGCGCAAGAUUCUGUUCAUGAUUUGGAUCUAUCUGGCCCAUCCAUCACGGUCAUUUCAAUCCAGCAAAUUCGUGGCCCAGAAUGGGAUACAUAAAUCUGUUUUGAAAUAUUCAAAAACUUGACAUCGAGUAAAUGCAUUGAAAAUAAUCAUGUUCAUCUCAUACACAUCAACUUGUUAUUAGAAAAUAAUAAUAAUUAGAAAUCAAAUGAAUAAGUGAAUGGUUCUCAUAAUCUAUGACUUUGAUUGUAUACUUUUGGAUAUUGUUAAUAAAAAAUGUGUUUUA
Acanthaster planci (crown-of-thorns starfish) is the source of this 3146-nucleotide messenger RNA. Its product is annotated as peptidylprolyl isomerase domain and WD repeat-containing protein 1-like. Lineage: Eukaryota; Metazoa; Echinodermata; Asteroidea; Valvatida; Acanthasteridae. Gene Ontology annotation, biological process: protein peptidyl-prolyl isomerization. Gene Ontology annotation, molecular function: protein binding; peptidyl-prolyl cis-trans isomerase activity. The record is from RefSeq and is a predicted model, not a curated record.